GGGGCUUUUGGUGCGCACGCGCCGUGGAAGGCCUAGCGUCGCCAUGGGCUACUGAGCCCCCGCGCCGGCACCGGCGCUUGUCCAGCCGCCCGCCCGCGGGGCGGCAACCGACCCCACCAUCCCCCUGCAGCGCCCGGCCUGCCGCGAGGGGAGACCGGGCGGGGCGGGACCGAGCGGCCGCGCCGGAGGAGGAGGGGGCGACGGUCUUGACUCGUGAGUGGCUCUCUAGCAAUCCUGACUGGAACUUCACACCAAAAGGCACCAUGAUAGUGAGGACUGAUGUCACUGCAGCCCCCAGAUCGGGGUCAACUGCCACUGCUCCAGCUGUGGCUUGCAACUUAACCUGCAAGCCAGAGGGUGAAAGCCCCACGGCUGUGGAGCAGCCAAUAUUCCUCAUGACCACUGCUGCUCAGGCCAUCUCAGGUUUCUUUGUAUGGACAGCUUUGCUCAUCACCUGCCAUCAGAUCUACAUGCAUCUUCGCUGCUACAGCUGCCCAAAUGAACAGCGCUACAUUGUUAGGAUCCUCUUCAUUGUGCCCAUUUACGCCUUUGACUCGUGGCUCAGUCUCCUGUUCUUCACCAAUGACCAGUACUAUGUUUACUUUGGCACUGUGCGGGACUGCUAUGAAGCCUUUGUAAUAUACAACUUCCUCAGCCUCUGCUAUGAGUACUUGGGAGGGGAGAGCUCCAUCAUGUCUGAGAUCAGAGGGAAACCAAUUGAGUCCAGCUGUGUGUAUGGGACUUGCUGCCUAUGGGGAAAGACCUAUUCGAUUGGAUUCCUGAGGUUCUGCAAACAGGCUACGCUGCAGUUCUGUGUGGUGAAGCCCCUUAUGGCAAUCAGCACAGUCAUCCUUCAGGCCUUCGGCAAGUACCAGGAUGGUGACUUUGAUGUAACCAGCGGCUACCUCUACGUGACGAUCAUCUACAACAUCUCUGUCAGCCUGGCACUGUAUGCCCUCUUCCUGUUCUACUUUGCCACACGUGGGCUGCUCAGUCCCUAUAGCCCAGUCCUCAAGUUCUUCAUGGUGAAGUCUGUCAUCUUCCUGUCCUUCUGGCAAGGGAUGCUGUUGGCCAUCUUGGAAAAGUGUGGUGCCAUUCCAAAAAUCCACUCCGCCAACGUGUCCGUGGGUGAAGGCACUGUAGCUGCUGGGUAUCAAGACUUCAUCAUUUGCGUGGAGAUGUUCUUUGCAGCCAUUGCCCUACGCCAUGCCUUCACAUACAAGGUGUAUGUGGACAAGAGGCUCGAUGCCCAAGCUGUUCCAUCAUAUGGGCCAUACGGUCGCUGUGCUCCCAUGAAGAGCAUCUCCAGCAGCCUCAAGGAGACCAUGAACCCCCACGACAUCGUCCAAGAUGCGAUCCACAACUUCUCCCCAGCCUACCAGCAGUACACCCAGCAGUCAACACGGGAGCAAGGUCCGCUCUGGCGCAAAAACCAUUAUGUCAUCUCGCGUUCCCACAGCUGCCCAAGUGCCCGUGAAAAUGAAAAGACCCUCUUGCUAAGCUCUGAUGAUGAAUUCUAGGAGGGAAAGCUGCCACCACGGGCUGUCAUUUUCCUUCUUUUGUUUUUUUUUUUUUUGUUUGUUUGUUUGUUUUUUUAAUUUAUUAAGGCAGAAACAUGUCAGUCAUAUCACUUCCUAGAGAGUGCAGAAGCGGGCACUUCCAAUUAGCUUUUGUGGGUGCAGACACGAUGAGUGGCGUGGAGGUGGGAGAAUGGCCAGGACUCCAUUCUUGAGCCCAUUGCUUGCAGCAGCAAUUGACUGGAAUUAACUGAAGCAAAGCUCCGGGGUUUGGGGCUCUGGCCCCCCACACCUGACCUGCUUGGCGUGGAGUGUGACUGGCCAGAGCCUGGAGUUGUGGUCAAAAGUGGUUUUGGUUUUCGUUUUCCAUUGGACAACCCAACUACUUUGCAUUCCUCUUCCUGAAUGUAGGCACAGUUUGCUCCCUCAGCUCCCUGGUACUAACAUCUCUGUGAUCCUUGGGGAAUGGGAUUAGGAUGCAGCAAUAUGCAUUCCUAAGGACCAGACCAGAGAUUAGUGUCUCUGUAGCCAUUGCCCUGAAUACUUAGUAAAGAACAUUGGCUGCACGCUCCCGAGCGGCUGGUUGUGCAGUCCUGUACUUGAGUGAGUUGAGGGGAACAUGACAGGACUUCUUUCCUGUUCCUCUGCUCCCUGCAUCUCCCCCACCAUCUCCCUAUCAAAGCUGAUGCUUGUUGAAGCUUAGCAGGGAUGGAAUUACUGUCUCACAAGAGUGGGAUUUUCUAAUUGCCAGGGUUUCAAGCUUUCCACCUCCCCUGCAUUCCUGUGGCAAGAAGCCUCCCUGGAGUGUGUCUCCUGCUGACAAGGCAAAGGGCUGACCUCGAUAGGUGGUGGAAGCUUGUAGAGCUCUGGUCCUUCCAUCCCUCUUUGGGAAAGGAAGAUAUGUGAACACUAAAGUGUUGUUUCCCUUCUUGUUUCCUGUCUCCCACUGACACAGCCACACCUCUUGAAGGUGUGGAUUGCACCAGGUGGCUGCAAGAGCAGGUCCUGGUCUCUCACAGGUAGCUCUCCCCGUGCUUGUUACCGAGUUCCCUUAUAAGCUGCACAAAUUUUUCUCUUAGGCUGGAGUAUUCAGGAAGGGUUGUUGCACACUCCUUUUUGGCUUUUUUAUCUCCAUAGCUGUUCCAGGCCAAACUGGAGCAGACUUGAAACCUGACAUGACCUAGCUGGUUAAAAUUGUCCCUCUCCAUUUCCCAGCAGCAGUGCCUGCUGCUGCACGUUUCCCAGGCCAUGCAGCAACUGUGAUACUAUCAAGGGUGGAGCCAGCAUCCAUGGGACUGGGAAAAGAAACUUCCGCUUGCUUUUACUGAGCUUUGGGUUGGCCCCUACGUAUUGAGUGGAGCCAAAUUAAAAAUGAUUCCUGUGUAGAUCUCUCCAGGGACCAGGAAAUGCCUCCUGCUUGUUUAAAAUUGCCUAGGGUAGGAGGGGAGAGCACACUCAAGUGCCAUAGGUGAGAUGCCCCUACACCCAAGAAGGAUACGAAAUGGAGAGGUUAGAACAAGGUACUGUGUUCUUCUUGGCUAUAGUUUCUCUGUUCCUCUUCUGCUUGAUGCCUGCCCUGCCCUCAGCAGACCUGCACAUUUUCAGAUUGCCCCUUGUUACUCUGCUCGGAGAACUAGGGUCUGGUUUACUGCCUGGCAUCCACCUAUUCUCUCGUAUCCUAAUCCAUGUGCUUGGGCAUUCGCUUUCUCUGAAGCAACUGUGAGUGAAGAGCACCUCGUUUCCUCAGACCCCUGCCAGAAUGUGUGUCAGGAGCAGGGACAAAAGGGCUUGAAGGGAGGCAGGUUUGUUCCCUCCUGUGAGGGUAAGGUGGAGGGAAGGCUUAAGGACAGUGUCUCCUUCCAUGCUCGUGUGUCUGGAGGGACAGUGAAGCAGGUGGGAACAACAGUGCUGAUUUUUGAGGGAGCACUGGAGGCAGGGUCAGUGGAUCCAGUAGCUUCUCUGCUGAUGGAUUUCCCUAUUUGCACACAUCCUGCGAUGCCAUGCAGUUACUGCUUUUACUAAAUCUGUCACUGCUUGAAUGGACACGCAAACGCCAUCUGCCAAGCUUUGUGUAAGCUUGGCAUAAAACUCCUUUUCCUCAUGCCAUCAGCCGCCUGGAAAGCAGGGCUGAACAUUGAAUGGUCUUUCUUUCCAUCUUCCAUGGCUCUGAUUAAUAGUCCUUUAGUGUGAGGUAUUUAUGGCAAACUUCUCCUCUCUCUUAGGAAAGCGGGGCACGGGACACGAUCCCUUCCUCCCCUUGCCUUGCAUUUGCAGGCCUUGAUGAUGUCCCAGUGUUACUUAAUUGGUGACUGUCCCCAUCUUUGUUGCAUUCGUUGAAUUCUAUGAUGCUAAAUGCUUUCCCAAGCCUCAAUCAUCUUUGAAGUGCAAAUGGACAAGCCCAGGGAAUUCAGAUCUCAGCCACCCAAUACAACAAAGAUUGGGCACAGUGUGCUCUCUAUAUAUGCCAUGCAGAGCAUCCCGAUAUUCCCGAAGCUUCCUGUAUGUAGUGGUUUAAAGUACAACCGUUUUGCACUAGUUGCCUUUGGAAAGCCUGGUGAAGAACUAGUGCCCAAACAACAGCCAGCUGCCAUGCAUUAUAAUUUUAUAUAUAUAUAUAUAUAUAUGGGGUUUUUAACACCAUAGAAAAUAAUCUCUGAGCUUCCUGCUCUCCCUCGCAACAGGUAGGUGCCAGAGCAAGGACUGGCUCUGAAGCCACUCUGGCUUGGAGGAACCAACACCUGAUCUGACCCAGAGCUUGACACCAAGGAGGCCAAGGCAUCUGUGGUCUUGCAGGUCUGCUCGCGGUAGCCCAGGGCCCUAACAAAUGUGUUGGUUCCAGAACUGGGCUCUUGGAGCUGCUCUCCCUCACCUGCUUCCCCCUCCCUCCCGUCCUUCCUGUUUACCAUGUAACAUACCCAUGGGGUUUGUUUAUUAUUUUUCCAUAUAGAGUAGUUCUUUGUAUAUAAACUGAAAAAAAAAAUGUAUGAUAAAUAAGACAGAGUCACCUAGUUUUGUACCUAUCGUGUUUAACUGAUGUGAGCUCAGCGACAAGCCGCUCUCUAUUUUGGUCUUCGUGGCGUUAUACUCUGCAGAAAUGAGCAAAUAUGACAACAAAUAAAAAUAUAGAGAUAAUAUAGAUUGUACUUCAGCUGCCUCUGCGUGGUGCUGUCUCGAGUGACUUCACUGAACUGAUACAGAGCGUUUGCUCGUUGCAGGGGCUGAGGCUUAGUGGGUCAAUGUGUCUUGUCCUGUUCUUGAGAGGAAAGCUUCAGCUUGUCUCUAGGCAGAAGCAGCACUACAGCUAAGGCAUCACUGAUGGCAAAACCCAUUUGUCAAAAACCUGAAGGAGAGAUGGGUGCUGGUGGAGGGGGCUCUGUGUGAAACACCUGUGGGAGAAAGGGAGCUGCUUUCUCCUAGAGAGGCCCCAGCAAAGGUCAGCUCUGGGCUUUUCUUCCAAGAGUGGUGGUGAGGCUGGGGAAAUUUGCAUAGAUGGAAUGUAAAUGUAAAACCCAGAACCACCACGGGAGUGCUGCAAGCUGCCAGAAGGCUGAAACCUGACCUGCUUGGGCAUCAAGGGAACAUGCUCAUCGCUUCCACCUUGGCUCUGAGGAAGGGUGGCUUUUCCCCUGUGGGGAGGAGGUCAGGCUUCACCUGUGCAUAAGGUGCCUACCAUACUUCCUUCCUCUUCUGCCACGCACAGACACAAGCUCUCUGCUUCCCUCCUUGCUGUGACUGAGUGAGGUUACGCAGUAGGGAAAGUUUUUGGGUGGAGCUGCCCUGUUGCACCUGCCUCUUUUUUCCACACCAUACCUAGGGCAGCCUAGAGGAAGUUUUAGGCCCCACACUACAAGAAGGAAGGACAUUGAGGUGCUGAAUCAUGUCCAGAGGAGGGCAACAAAGGUAAUGAAGGGUUUAAAUCAGAAGCCUUAUGAGGAGCGGCUGAGGGAGGUGGAGUUUUUUAGUCUGGAGGAGACCGAUGGGAGACCUUACUGUUCUCUACAACUGCCUGAAAGGAGGCUGUAGCAAGGUGGGAGUUGGUCUCUGCUUCAUGGUAGCCAAUGACAGGACAUGGGGAAGUGGCCUCAAGAUGCACCAGGGGAGAUUUAGGUUGGAUAUUAGUAGGAAUUUCUUUACCAAAAGGGUUGUCAAGCAUUGGAACAGGCUGCCCAGGAAGGUGGUCAAGUCACCAUCCCUGGAAAUGUUUAGAAGAUGAGUAGAUGUCAUAUCUGGGGACAUGGUCUAGUGGCAGACUUGGCAGGGCUGGAUCAAUGGUUGGACUCUGUGAUCUUAAAGGUCUUUUCCAACCAAAACCAUUCUGUGUUUCUGUGAAUUCACCCAGCAAAAAGCAUGAUCUUUCCUAGUAAGAGCUGAUUCAGCAUGGCUGAACUGCUCCUGAAAGCAAAAGUGCUUUGGGGAGUCAGGUUCAGCAUUAAGCUUGCUUACUGGCCCCUAUCCUCCCAGAGACUAUGAACCUAACUUCGUUCUAAAGAGUCACGAGUUGUGCCCAUCCCAUCUCUUUUGGGCAUACUCUUGAAUGUGUCCUGCAGCAAAGCUAGAGGGAGCUAGAAAACGCGGUCUCACUGAGGCACAGCUCUGUCCCUGAAGCUCAAGAAUGACCAAACACUCUCACUGUGGAAAAAAAAAAAAAAAAAAAGAACUUGCUUUAUUUGUAAAGUCUACAAAAUACAGAGAAGUCGGGUAGGACACAUACUGUAAGUCAGAAAAUAAAUAAGUAUUUUUUUUUUGCUCUAUAUAAGAUAAAAUGUGAUUUGCAUAUAUAAAAUAUAAAGUACGGCUCUGUACCAACAUCCUGGCUGUGCCGAGAGGCGGAAUGGCAAAGAGGACGUGAAAAUAACUUAUGUUCGUGCAAUAAAUAAACCCAAGAGGAGUUGGGGUGGGGGAGAUGCUAACCAUGGUGCCCCCUCUGCGAGGGACAGACACCUCUCUCCAGGAAAGGAUGGAGGCUGCAGCCGAGGGCGGCUGGCGUGGAAAUACCCAGGCAGGGACAGAAAGCAGUGGGGAGGAUCAUCUACAGCAGCAGAUGCCAAGAGGGGUCUGGCCUCCUGUUACCUUCUCCGUGCUGCCUGUAUUUAGCGAUCCAACUCUUCUCCAGCAUUUCAGCCUGCUGAAGAGCUGGUUGUCCUACAAGGGUGACCAAGCUGAAGGAAAACCAAAGGGAGGAGCCUACCUGCCUGCCAGGCAGCUCCCAGGAGCCAGGGAUGCUCUUCACCCCUGCUUUCCACCUCCUGCACUUCCACCCCUUUCUCUGCUUCCGCAGCUCUGGCUCUCGGCACCCAGGAGCACCUUUCCCUGGGCUUUGUAGGCAGCGGGGUGCCAGAGAGUGUUUGGAGGGACUGUUCAAGCCAGCCUGUGCUGAGCAAAACUGUUUAUCUCUACUCCAGCUGCCUUCGCUUCCUUCCUGAUGGUGCUGCUGCAUUUCAGAGACACCCAGCCCGCCAGGCUGAGCAUCCUGUAGGCAGGAAGAGGCGUUAAGGAUGUGCGUGAGAGAGAGAAAAGCAACGCUACUCCCCUUCAUGGAUGACAGCCUGGGCUGACCUGAUCACGUCCCUCAGCUCUCCCCUAGCCAAGAGAAAAACCUCCACCACUGUCACCUCUUGAGUCCCCCAGCACAAGCUGACAUGGCACUUUCCCAUUCCACUCACCCUUGCCAGGCACCAAUCCACAGC
Messenger RNA from Cuculus canorus (common cuckoo), 7204 nucleotides. RefSeq names its product transmembrane protein 184B (gene TMEM184B). The record is from RefSeq and is a predicted model, not a curated record. Gene Ontology annotation, molecular function: transporter activity. Bases 264 to 1520 code for a protein of 418 amino acids. NCBI's taxonomy places the organism in Eukaryota, Metazoa, Chordata, Aves, Cuculiformes, Cuculidae. Gene Ontology annotation, biological process: transport. The transcript has 10 exons.